Molecule: messenger RNA, 680 nt
Organism: Gryllus bimaculatus (two-spotted cricket)
Lineage: Eukaryota; Metazoa; Arthropoda; Insecta; Orthoptera; Gryllidae
Source: the annotation of a GenBank genome assembly
CAAGAAGAAUUGAUUCGCCUCCUUGACAACUUGGAAAAGGAAGUAAAACAGACAAAUAUCGACCUUGACGCAUUAAGAAAUGUUAAUGAGGAAAAUUUUUGCUACAGAAUUGAAAACGAUAAAGUGCGCAUUUUGAAAGCAAAGGAAAUAAUUCCCACCUUGGAAAAAGAAAAACUGAAAAAAGAUAAAGAACUCGACUCUUUGAGAAAGAGAAUUGUUGAACAAAAUGAAGAAAUGAGCAGUGAUAUGAAAUAAAGCCCUCUUAAAAAGCACUACUUAUGUGCACAAAGAAGUAAAGGAUAAUAUAAUACAAAUAUGUUAUACAAUUUGAAGAACAAUUUCGUCAAAAGUGUUGUGUUGACAUUUGGCACCGAAAGUGAACAAGACUGCUAUCAAAAUUGUCAUUUUCAGUAGGAGAUAGUAAAAACCUAUAAAAGAAAAAACCACCAAUCUGAAUGUACCAGUUAAAAAAUUAGAUAAAGUUGUUAAGAGACAUGUUAUAUGUGUAGAAUCCAUAUUCAAUACAAUUUGCCAUAGCUAUUGUUUAUUAAUGUGAAAACUAUGUUGUCAUAUCCAUCACAAUGUUAUUCUGAACUAAGCAACUGUAAUUCAUAACUUACUUAAUAUGUAGUAUUAUCUAAAUUCAGUAUGUCAAAUAAAAGUCAUUUAUUGGAUUUCUC